Paramecium tetraurelia is the source of this 639-nucleotide messenger RNA. RefSeq lists its product as uncharacterized. The record is from RefSeq and is a predicted model, not a curated record. The transcript has a single exon. NCBI's taxonomy places the organism in Eukaryota, Ciliophora, Oligohymenophorea, Peniculida, Parameciidae.
AUGAGUAAUUAAACAUUAUUCACUGUUUAUCUAUUAAUCUCUUGUCCCUAAUUGAUAGUUCAGUUGAUCAAAUAGCAACACUUAAACCAAUUAUUCUAAAAUUUAAGUCGGUAUGGAAUAUUUAAAAGAAAUCAUAAGUUAAGGGUUUGCCUCAUAUUAAUAGUUACCUUUAUGUUAAUUUCUUAAUCCUUUAAAAGGUAAUAUGAUAAAUAUAAAUAAUUUUAAGCCUCACAUCUAAUGAGAUAUUAGAAUCUCUUAUUUAUAGAUAUAUAAUUUAAGUGUAUCAGAUUCAACAAUAAAAAGACUGAAUACUAUUUAAUUAACAUUUUCAUAAAACAGAUUUAUAAAUAUAAAACUAAAUAAGAGAUUAAAAUGAAUGAGAAUAGGUGCAUCGUAAAGAGGGUCAUGUAUAUAAGGGAAUGCUUAAAUCUUCUUAAAUUCAACUAUAUCAUCUAAAUUAUUAGUAAAUCAGUUAAAUUAUAUCUUAUUAAAAUCUUUAACUUUAGAUACUAAUCAAAUAUAACCUAUUAGAUUAAAUAAACAAAAAAUCAAACCAUUAAUCCUUUAUUAAAUUUCUAAUUAUGGAAUCGCUCAUAUUUACUAUUAUAUACUAAUAAAAUCAUACAAGAUAAACAAUGA